Molecule: messenger RNA, 4423 nt
Organism: Suillus subaureus
Lineage: Eukaryota; Fungi; Basidiomycota; Agaricomycetes; Boletales; Suillaceae
Exons: 11
Coding region: 90-4301 (1403 amino acids)
Biological process (GO): protein linear polyubiquitination; proteasome-mediated ubiquitin-dependent protein catabolic process
Cellular component (GO): ubiquitin ligase complex
Molecular function (GO): zinc ion binding; ubiquitin-protein transferase activity; nucleic acid binding
Source: RefSeq, a predicted model, not a curated record
UGUUAACCGAGUCCGCUAAUCCCAGUCUGCUUCGGCGUCUGGCGUCUACCUACUAAGUUUCCGUUCUUUGUCGUAUGUUGUGAGCUGUCAUGCUUGCACACGAUGUCCACAGGGAGUCCAAAAUCCUUCCACCACCCAGGUGCAAUGCUCGCCAUAUCGGCUCACGUAACAAGAUAAUGGACACCUAUGUAUCCAAGCAUCUACAGUCUUGCGGACAAGAACAGCCCUCAAUUGCACCCGUCACAGUCUCUGAUCAUAAAAGAGGAUUACAAUUAUAUGUAGCGCCAAAAGGUGGCGAGGACUCUUGUGGACAACCUCGGGUCCACCCGUCUAGUUAUCGUGCAGCUAUGGCCCAUUCCCAAAGUGCUAAAUCACACCAUGGCGUGAUUCCGCCUCGAUUUCGGAUGCAGCCUGCAGCAUCGAUGGGUAAGCCAAAUCCAAGCCUUGACCAUUCAACCUUCCCCAAACAGCUGUGUAAUCCUGUGACUUCUCCUUGUGGAGGAAUACCUCACACGGAUCCUUUCAUUGUUGACUCGCCAUCGUUGACUCACCAGAAUCCACAUUCGCCUGGACUUAUUUUAGAUAUAAAGGCUGCGCUGUCCGCCCAGGGCAUUCACAUAGGCCAACCGAAUACCUCACACCCGCAACCUCCUACUGAACCUCAUCCUCACAUUGAUCAACAUAUGUUACAAACACUACCAACUGCGGCAGCACCUAUGUCUCGUCACGACACCCUCCGACCGCUUGGAGUCACGUCAGGCGACCAUAUGCAAACACUGAGUACACCAUCUGAAUCACCCAAGCGACCCCCAGGUUUGCAGUCGCCUGUUGGCCGAGGUGUUGCAUUACCUGUAGCGUCAAUUCACGUCAGCCUUCCUCCACCUUCCAAGGCGAAUGAAAGGACUCGUAAAGAAGACGCUCGUGAAGCAUCCAGACUUGAGACUUCAGUCGCAGAUCUUGAACCCAUCACAAUUAAACCACAAACCCCCCAACCUCCGAUAUCACCAAUUGCUUUGAGUAGCGUCAAGCUGCCAUCUGUCUGUGGGGGAUUACGACCGUCGAGUCCGUCUCCGUCCCUUGAAGAAUCGAGUGCGCCAAUGCCAUUGAGUUCUGCUACGGAUACGAGAAGUUCGUCAACUUCGAGGAAGGAUGAAAUGUGCAGGAAAUGGUUCAUUCGUAUCUGUGACCGCGGCAGGUGGUGCCCCUAUGCUCAUAGAAUAAUACCGACCAAUCUCACCUGCAAGCGUUGGCUAAACGGGGAGUGCUCUCGGCGGUCGUGUCCUUUUGCCCAUGAGCAUCAGAGUUCCGACGGUCCCGUCAGUCAUCAACUACCUGUUCGAAACGGUGAUAUUCGAGACGUCGUGCAAGUUCCUGAUGGUCCCAUAAGGGGUCAACCACCUGUUCGAACUUGUAAUACUCUUGACGGCAUGCAAGGUUCCGACUGUCUCCCAAAAGAUCAACAUCCUGUUCCCAAUGUCAACACUCAAGACAGCAUGCAAGGUCCCGCUAUUGAUCAACCACCUGUUCGAACUUGCAACACUCGAGACGGCAUACAAAGUCAUGACCGCCCCCUUAAAGAUAAAGUACUUCUUCGAACCGGGAAUGCACGAGAUGGCGUGCAAGUUCCUGCCGAUCCCGUUAAACAUCGACUGCUUGUUCGAAACGACAACACUCGUGCCCAAGUUCCCGAUCAUCCCAUGAAUGAUCAACCACUCAAUCGAAAUAGCAAAACUCGAGAGGGCGUCCAAGCGUCCGAAGGUUCUGUUAAGAAUCAAGCACUUGUUCGAAACGGCGUUGCUCGAGGCACACAUCAAGACUCAACUCACUCUCCAUCUUCUGGCACAUCCGGCUCCGUUAUGACACAAGUUAUACCCUCUCAAACAAAAUCCCGUGGGUCGGAACAACAGUCUCAGGCGGCUUCGACUAAUACCACACAAGAAUACACUGGGCAUAAGACAUCCAGCAACGCCGAUGGUUGCCAACCGAAGCAAGUUUGUCUUGAUUGGUUGCACGGUCGGUGCCGGCGUCCCGCCUGUCGUUAUCCGCACGAACAUCCCAAUGAUAACAUAUCCCAAACGAAUGCUCCGUCACCCGUUCGGAAUACUCGUGUCGAUGACGUACCAGUGUCUGGUAACUCCCUAUCACGACCCCCACCGUCCAGUCUGCCGCCUACCACACGUCGAAACGAGGAUCUUGUCAUACCCGUGACAAUUGCGGAUCAUAUCACACUGAAAUUACGUAGCGGUUUCGAUAUACAGGACGUGACCACUGGAUUCGAAACUCGGUGGGUACACCUUGGAGACGUGUCACCGGACGUUAAGGAAUCCCAACUCCGCACCCUUUUGGAGGCAUACCAAGUCGAUGAAUUAUGUAUUCCGGACGGAAAGGGUGCCAAACGGUUGACCGUCAAAGUGCAGUUUGCCACCGCAGCACAAGCCAUGGAGGCUUCGAUAGCUCUUCAUGGACGGCAAUUCCAGGGCAGGAAACUCACUGCGAAGUUGUCUUUGAACACCACAGUACGUGGUACCACAGUGCUUAAGGACACUGCCGUCCGUAUUACCUGGAAUGCGCCCCAGCGCGUUGGGUACGCAGGGUACGCAACCCUUGAUGAGGCCAGGGCUGCGAUUGCAGCCGCCGCUGGAUUGGUGAUGAAGGACAACAUUCUCACAGCCGUCUUGUACGAAGGAUUACCCGCAGUUGGCGUUUACAGCGUCAUGUUUUCUCACCUUCCUCCUGAUGCAGAGAGAAAGGAUUUGGAGCAGUUUGGCAAGGCAGAGUCCAUCGUGUUCGAACGCCCCAAUUAUCAGCCACUUGAAAGUGCUCGCCAUGCAGUACAUCGAAUGCUACGCAAUUGCGGUAAUCUCACCAAUUUCGAUAUAAUUCUUCCUAUCUGGAACGGCACCGUACUCGCCUGGGCAACCUUUGAAACCCAUGCGGACGCCAGUAAUGCCAGGGAUCAUCUGGACGGACAAAAUCCUCGUGCGAUGGGAGGAAGAAUUUACCUCUCUGCUCGUCAUGUGCAGUCUCUCAACUUCUCGUUGCCGUUGAGCAAGUUCAAGAUACUGGAAGGAGAAAUUACUAGCCUUCGGUGGUCGUGGCGAACAAGGUUCAACCAUGACGUGACUCUUGUUGACCGCCUCGUGCAGCCUGAUGGACCUGUCCACAUCAAGAUUUCGGCCUCAAAAGCGAACAAUCUUGGGAUUGCAAAAGCAGAAUUCGAACAGCUCCAACAUGGUGAAGUCGUGACUCUCCAGAAGAAACCCAUAUGGGACAGAUUCUUCUCUCAUCCCUCCGGCCAGUCGUUCCUCCGUGAGGUAGAGAGCCGAUAUCCUGGAAUUGGACUACGCACUCGGAUGGGGAAAAUCCUGCUUCUGGGCCCAAUCAAACAGCGUCAGCUUGCUCGGCGAGAUAUCAUGAUGCGGUUUCAAGAAUUACAGGCGCGACAAUGGUGGCGCAUCCCUCUAUCAGGCAAGGUAGUGGGUCCAUUUGUUGGCACAGACCUCUUGACUCUGCAGAAAACCCUUGGCCCUGAGAAUUGCUACGUUCAUCACCUCCCGAAUCAGCGCAAUCUUGUCGUGCGAGGCAACGAGCAGGCUUACCGCAUUGCCUGUGAAGCAAUAGAGAAGGUACAAAGCCGUUACACAGACAGCUUCACGCAAUCCCCCCAAUCUGUCUGUCCUGUUUGCUUUACUGAAGCAUCAGUCCCAACCAUUCUCACCUGCGGACAUAGUUGGUGCACGUCUUGCCUCGAGAGUUACCUCGUGUCCGCAGUCGAGAACAAGGCGUUCCCUCUCACCUGCCUUGGUGAUGAUGCAUCAUGCACCGAACGCAUCUCAGCCGUCCUCGCCCAAAAAAUCCUAUCUGGUGAGGAUUUCGCUGCCCUGUGUGAAGCGUCAUUUUGGUCAUAUGUUCACGCACGGUCGGACGAGUUCCACCACUGCCCAACACCGGACUGCGCUCAAGUAUAUCGUACAGUUCCUGGCGACGUAAUUCUCCAAUGCCCCUCUUGUUUAGUUCGCAUCUGUUCUGGUUGCAAUUCGGAGGCUCAUGAUGGGUUCACCUGCGAAGAGCGUGACCAGGCAGAGGACAAGCUGUACCAUGAAUGGGCAGCCACUCAUGAUGUCAAAAAUUGCCCUGGCUGCAAGACUCCUAUAGAGCGCAGCGAAGGUUGCAACCACAUGACCUGCGUUAGAUGCCAAACACAUAUCUGCUGGGAAUGUCUAGCAACGUUCCCCAAGGGAGAUGGUAUCUACGAACACAUGCGAGAACAGCAUGGUAGCAUCGGGCUAGAAUUUCUGUGAUCAUCCAUUCGUUGACAUGUUCUUCCUCUCUUUUUUCCAUCUUAUUUUAUGCCUGUUCUCAAGGUUUGCUUCACUUUCCAUUUAUUCCACCAUCUGUGCACUGUGACUUGUACCUGUGACUU